AUGUCGAGUUGUGUUAGCGCAGAGCCCGGUUGCUGGGGCUGUCACACGGAGAGUCACAGGGAGAGGGAGGGACUUAGGGGCGGCGGGACAAUGCUGGUAAAGCCGACAGCCCCCCGAUCCCGCGAUGAUGCCCCCGCAGAGCGAGCAGGGGACCCGGUUUUGACCUGUACGGCGCAACAAAGCCGAGCGGCUGAGCGCAAGAAAACCGGUCAGGCGCCGCUCGCCGCAGAAAAAGGAGGGCCGUCCGUCCACGCGGGGGCCAGAGGGAAGCAGGAGGCGGGCCUUUUCACCACGUUAAAAGAGGCAGAGCGCAGGCAGGAUUCGUGGAGUGGGUGGGCAGGUGAGGGCCGAGCUGACACCUCCAUCUGGGUCCCUAGCCGAGGAGAAAGUGCCAGGGCGAGGAGCCCGAAAUCGAGAAGGAUGGGAGAGAAGAAAGUUAGUCUCCCCGCUAAGCUGAUUAAUGGGGGCGUGGCAGGCCUGGUUGGGGUGACAUGUGUAUUUCCUAUAGACCUGGCAAAGACCCGCCUACAGAACCAGCAGGGCGUCCAGGUCUACAAAGGCAUGUUUGACUGUCUUGCCAAGACUGUACGCUCAGAGGGCUAUUUUGGAUGCUACAGAGGUGCAGCUGUGAACCUCACACUAGUUACACCAGAAAAAGCAAUAAAACUAGCAGCGAACGACGUCUUUAGACAGAAGCUAUCAAAGGAUGGCAAUCUGCCCCUGUGGGGGGAGGUACUGGCCGGCUGUGGGGCCGGGACCUGUCAGGUGGUGGUCACCACGCCCAUGGAGAUGCUCAAAAUCCAGCUCCAGGACGCAGGAAGACUCGCCGCACAGAGGCCCGUGCCAACCCCGGCUCAGGCCGCCGCCCCGGGUCCGGCUCCGUCACUGGUGGCCCCCCCGCCGCAGGCCCGGGCCCUUCCUCCCCGGAGGCCUUCGGCCACCGGCAUCACCGUGGAGCUCCUGAAGACCCGCGGCCUGGCCGGCCUCUACAGGGGAGCCGGGGCCACUCUAAUGAGGGAUGUCCCCUUCUCAAUGAUCUACUUCCCCCUCUUUGCCAACCUGAACGCGCUGGGCCGGGAGCGGGCGGAGGGCCAGACCCGGGCCCCCUUCUGGCAGUCCUUCAUGGCGGGCUGCUCCGCCGGCUCCGUGGCGGCCGUGGCCGUCACGCCGCUGGACGUCAUAAAGACUCGUCUGCAGACGCUGCAAAAGGGAGAGGGAGAGGACACGUAUAGAGGGAUUCUGGACUGCACGAGGCGCGUCCUGAGGCGGGAGGGCCCGUCGGCCUUCCUGAAGGGCGCCACCUGCCGCGCUCUGGUCAUCGCGCCACUUUUCGGCAUCGCGCAGGGCGUCUACUUCCUCGGGGUGGGGGAGAUGGCCCUGGGCUUCCUGGAGCAGCAGUGAUUGGGCGUGGCGGCGGCGGUGGUGUUGAGCCGUUAUGAAGAACACGCCGCUGUUAAGGAAACGACUGAACGAGCGGAGAACACAGAGAAAAAACAGCCACGUUGUGCUAGCCAAAGGAGGAGAGAUAAACGAGAGGUUCUACUUACUAAGACCUGCACCAACGGGCUCACACUAACGUUUCUUUAGGAUUUUAUGUCGUCAACACGGUUCUGUCGAUUAAACAAGGUCUUACGUGCGUGUGUGUGUGGGCGAGACAAAUCGAAGGGUACAAAAUAUGUACCCUGUCUUGGUAAACCCAGGGUAUGCUUGGUGCAAUAUUCCUGGGCCUGAUCCUCGUCUUUUCACCAGAGGGGGGGUCAUUUUUGUCUGUUCUGAAAGCCUAGGCCUAUUUUAUUUAAGGUUGCUGACUAAAUGCCUACAAUCCAGACCAUUUCUUUGGUCUGCGCAUCAUGAUAUUUUUUAGACAAACUCCCUCUAUUUGUACCGGAUGUUAAAUAGCGACUGAUUUCAGUGGAUGAGCUGGGUCUUUCAUUCGUUCUUAAUUGUGUGAUGCCUAGAACGGGAGUUCAACAUCCCUGUUUACUCUAUUACGCAUUCCUCCCACUCCAUCCUGUAGGUCGGAGUAGUAAUCUUGGAUUCUAUCCCUGGACAGGGAGGUACAACCUGUCAGUCUUUCUGAGGUCAGCUGUUAAUCUGAUGAUAAUGCUUUAAUCCCUGCAUUAGCAUACAAUAUACCUUAGCAAACAGCUCACUUCCUGCUUAAAGGUCACAGGUUAAAUGCCUGAACUGCUCAGAAUUCGUCUACUGGUUAAAGCGGAACCCUUGGCGCUUAAUUUUCCUGCAUAACUCUGGUUAAAAACAUGUUGCUUUGAGUAAAUGUGUGCAAAACAACUGCAGAAAAUGCAAUCAACGCCUUAUCCUUGCUGUUAGUUUCAAAAGAAUCGGUCCUCCAUUUCAAAUUAAUUCAAUGGGACUGACGGUGUUGAACUGCUGUUUUGGUACUUUGCUCCACUUUAGCAAAAAUAAUUAAAAUAGUUCGAUCCGCUGAGGGAGUGUGGCAGCUUGUCUUGCCAACAGACAGAAUUCGAUCCCAAUGGGUGGCACUAAAAGAUUUUUUGUUUGUUUGUUUUUGUACAUUUUUAAUGAAGGACACACUUUGAUGUGGAUAGUGUACCUAGGCUACUACAUUUCCCUCAUUGUAGAGUGAACAUAGCCUGAGCAAACCGUUUUUGUUUACAAUCUGCAAAUAAAGAUAAUUCAUACUGAAUGAUUUCACUGCGUCACAAAUUCAUUUAUUUGGCAUUCGGCAUUGCUUUAGAACAAUGCUAAGUUUGUCUUUGUGGACAGAUACAAACACACACACACACUCACACGCAAAGAUACAAAAGCAACUAAUUAACAACUUAGAUUUAACUGUGGUCAAAACAAAAUGGAGAUAAAUUAAGUGAAAGUGUCUUUGGUUGAUAGCUUGGUUAUUUGCCCUGAAACAGCUUAAAAGCAAUGCAUUGCCAAAGCCUGAUGAAGUAGUAACGUAGACAUCUCCCAGAGAGGUAAAGACAGGGGUCAAAAAGCAUU
Molecule: messenger RNA, 2976 nt
Organism: Menidia menidia (Atlantic silverside)
Lineage: Eukaryota; Metazoa; Chordata; Actinopteri; Atheriniformes; Atherinopsidae
Source: the annotation of a GenBank genome assembly